Messenger RNA from Cydia fagiglandana, 2310 nucleotides. It is a transcript of the gene Sp7, whose product is annotated as phenoloxidase-activating enzyme 1. The transcript is spliced from 7 exons. Gene Ontology annotation, molecular function: serine-type endopeptidase activity. The record is from RefSeq and is a predicted model, not a curated record. The coding region runs from base 117 to 1262 and encodes 381 amino acids. Gene Ontology annotation, biological process: proteolysis. NCBI's taxonomy places the organism in Eukaryota, Metazoa, Arthropoda, Insecta, Lepidoptera, Tortricidae.
AGAGACCAGUAUCAGUGUGGCAAGCGCUGCCAAGUAACUUGCCGCGCUCGGCAUAACGACUUAACGUCUUAAACAAACGAUUACUCCUUCGCGAAAUCAUUGUUUUAGUUUAAAAAAUGAAAUUAAAGGUAUUGUGUUUUGCCUUGCUAUGGAAUUACGCACAUUCGUCCUGCCGUACGCCACUAGGAGUUGAAAGCGACUGCGUGUCUCUAUACAACUGUCAGCCGCUAUUGUCAGCCUUCGAGCAACGUCCACUGCCCGGGAACGUGGUCAGCUUCCUGAGGCAGUCCUCGUGUGGGUUCGAUGGUUAUGAGCCCAAGGUGUGCUGCGGCCCCUUGCCUUCUCAGCAGCAGCAACCGGCUCAACCUACGCAAAGACCUAGACCGACGCGCCCACCCAGUUCCAACGACGGCCAGGUAACUUCUGUAGAGGACGAAGAUUCAUCUCCAUCCCCCAGCGGCGAAUGCGGCGUUGACACCAAUGGAGACCGGAUCUAUGGCGGCCAGUUCACCGACCUCGAUGAGUUCCCAUGGAUGGCUUUGUUGGGGUACAGAACCCCCAACAGGACGAUAACGUACCAAUGCGGCGGAGUCCUCAUCAACCAUCGGUACGUGUUGACUGCGGCACACUGCGUCACUGGCGCCAUCAACCGCGAAGUAGGCACGCUUGCCACCGUCCGGCUUGGCGAGUAUGACACCCAAAGCGACGUGGAUUGCGUGGACGACUCAUGCGCAGACCUGCCGCAGGAGAUACCGGUGCAAGCUGGCUUGCCGCACCCCGGCUACCACGACAAGAACAAGAACAGGGCGGACGACAUCGCUCUAGUUCGGCUAGCACAACGGGCUAAAUAUACUUACUACGUGCAGCCUAUCUGCCUGCCGGACGGCCGGGCGCGGUUGGCGGUGGGCAAUGACGUUUACGUCGCCGGCUGGGGAAAAACCUUAAACGGACGCAACAGCCCAAUCAAGCUGAAACUGAAACUACCCAUUUAUGAAAAAGACAAUUGUGCUCAAAAGUACCGCACAUUGGGUGCUGAGCUCGGAGACAAGCAAAUUUGUGCUGGAGGGGUGUUCUCGGAAGACGCGUGCAGAGGUGACUCCGGAGGCCCUCUUAUGAGAGCCAAGAGCAAGGGAGUGUAUGAGUCCGUGGCCGUAGUGUCCUUCGGCUAUGGCUGCGGCAGGGAUGGGUGGCCUGGAGUCUACACUUCUGUAGCAAGUUACAUGGACUGGAUUCGUUCUACGAUGCGGGAAAAUAAUGUUUAGAAACUUAUGUAUGAUUGUUAAAAUAUGUAAAUGUAAAAUUUUGUCAUUUCAGUCAGUCGGUGUGACUUCACUUAACUAUACGUUACGUACUUUUUGAUUGUACGAACUGUGUUCGUUCAAGUGUGAAUGACGAAAGUUUACGCAUUAAUCUCAAAUUUGUGAUAAUAUUUAGUGAAUCGUAAACUUUUUGACUAUUUAAGAAUUAAUUGCAAUUUGGUGAUAAUAAAUUGAAAAAUAAAUUUUCAUAGAUAGAAGACAGAUACUUUUCUAAAUAGUAUCAAUACAUGACACCUGUAUUUUCUAUACGGCUAAUUGUGUCUCAUAUUAUGAAAUUUAUACCUAUGAGUUAGAAUUAAGUAUUCGACUUUCCUGUGAACAUCAUAAAAUAAUAGGAUUUGAAACUUCGUAUAUUUACUUUAUCUUUAUCAGCAUAUUAAAACCUACUUCUUUAAAUUUGUAUGAUGUAAGUCUUAGAAAAAUGUUACAAAUAUUUUUGAUACUUAGUUAAUAUUUUAUACAUAAAUAAAAUGAGCAGAUGACAAAUUUAUACAUAAAUGAAAUGAGAACAUUUGAAAGUGCUGUAGAUUGAUUUUUUUGUUAACUUUCAAUAAUGUUAUAUUAUGUUAACAAAGUAACUGACUUAGAACCAGCCAAUAGCGCUUAAUUAAAACAAAAGUCAUCGAAGCAUUUGUAAUGUAAACAUAAAUACGCCAGACAAAAGCCUAUAAAUUUAUUGUCAAAUAACAGAACCUUGCAUUGAGAUCCAAUGUCGUGACCAGUAAAAAAAUAAUACUAUCAUAAAAACAGUUAAUUUUACUGUAACAACAACAAUCGUUAAGGAUGAUUGUACAGUCAAGGUGCUCACAAAUAUCUGAACACGCCUCUAUUGUCAAGGAGUUAGAGUGCGCGUUCAGAUAUUUUUGAGCACCUCGGCCGCUCCGAUAUAUCUGAUGGCGACUGUACAUUGUAAACAAAUAGUACUACAUUGAGUUUACUCGUAUUUAGGUAAAAUAAUGUACCUAUUGAUAUUAAAAUUAUACUUACAGAA